This is a messenger RNA of Anisakis simplex (herring worm), 2109 nucleotides long. NCBI's taxonomy places the organism in Eukaryota, Metazoa, Nematoda, Chromadorea, Rhabditida, Anisakidae. The record is from the annotation of a GenBank genome assembly.
AUGAAUCGUAAGGUCUGUACAAUUUGUCGUGGGCAAUUUGUGGUGAAGAGGAGCGAUGGGAAAGCGAUCACAGAAACGAAACAGAUCAUUUCAUCAGAGCACGAAUAUUCGGACGAGGAAAAGGAGAAUCGCAAAGCUUUGGUUGAAUACAUUCCACCAUCUGAAAAAAGGAGACGUCGUAAAGGUUUGAUCAGAUUGUUCAAAGACGAUGUGUAUGCAGAGGAAGUUCUCAAGGAACGAGGUUUAGGCCGAGCGUCGCGUAAAGAGAAGGAAAAGCGUAUAGACGAUGAAGAAAAAUUCCUCAAAGCCCUAUCGCCUGAUGGGCCAGAAUAUGCGGAUGCGAAGAAGUUCUUGGUUUCGACGAGAUUUGUUCGAGUGCGUGAGGAAUUAACAAAGAAACUAUUUGACAUUUAUCGUCGACGAUGUUUCGAUGAAAAGGAUUCAUUGGACCAUGAGUCGUUGGCGGAAGCGGUCUAUGAGCAAUGGAUCCAUUUUGAUAUCAAAUACUCCACUGAACCAAUGCUCCCUUUAUCUUCAACUCCAUCUGCUCGUAAGAAAGUGAUCCACAAUAUAAGUGUGGUUUUGCAAAAUUUUCAGAUUAACUCGUUGGUUGAUAUUGGUACAUCAUUUCAUUACCAAAUUGCUGAGUUGACUGAUGAAUUUGAAGAUAAUUCAGGAUUCACAACAGCAAACGAUGAUCAAAAGAACAAUUCGGAAGCAAUCUCAUGGGCGACAAUGUCAAUAAUGUUGAUAUUUAUUUUUGAUUUUCCAUCUUCUGAUUAUCGUUUUCUUUCAUUGAAGAAGCCUCGUCGUAUGCUACUGCUGGAACUAACUGAUGGUCAGACGAAUCUGAAAGCUAUCGAAUACCGCCCCAUCAAAGACUUAUCGUUACUGACUUGUCCUGGAUGUAAAAUUCUAGUCUAUGGUGCGAUUGAAAUGCGUCGGAAUAUCCUCUUUCUAACAGAAUCAAAUUCAAUGGUACUUGGUGGUCAUGAUGAGACACUAAUGAAGACAAAUCGUCCUGUCGAGGUGAUGGCUCGUGCACUCGGUAAAGAUAUUACCAAUAAGGUGGCAUCGGUCGGUAAGCAGACUACUAAAUCUCAAGACAGAAAAGCUGUACCGUCAAGAUUAAACUCUCCAGAAACACCGAAAACAAAUGCCACAUCAUCAGCAUCUUCCUUACUACCGAGACCUGUAAUGGAGGUUAAACCGCUUGCUGAUAAGCACAGCCGCAGCGACGAUCGGACUAAGUCGUCUAAUGACAGUCCACUCUCAUCAUCUGUAUGUGCUUCUUUUCGAUUCGAUCCGGUCACGACACCAUUGACAGCACAACAUUCAUCUUCACGUACUAGUAAAAAUCUUCCAUCGACCUUCCAAAGGAAGAUACCUGUAACAUCAACUCCAUUGGAACAACACUCAUACACUAAGCAUUCAGCAGGUUCAAGUUCAUCGCCGUAUGAAUUCCACUCAAAACGUAUCAAAAUUGAAGAAGAAAACGACGAUGAUAUUAUGGUCAUCGAUGUAAGGCAAAGUUGGCAGUCAUCAUCGAGUCUCUUUGUGCCUACUCACACACCUUUAACUAAAAGAAAUUCAUCUGUGAGGCAGAAACGGAGCAUAUUGAGGUCAGAUGACCCAGUGAUGUUGCGAUAUAAUCGCUCAGAAAUUGUUUUUAUCGAAGAUGCGAUGAGCGUUGCUCGGAUUCUUGAAAUCAUUUCGGCUGUCAUAGCCGAUCCUUUCUUUGCCGUCUGGGCGUCCCUAGCGAGUUUGUUGGCAGUAAUGAAAGAUAUUGCUAUACCGUUAAGGAUCGUUGACGAUAUAUGGACAAUGCGAAUUGUAUUGAGUGAUGAAAGCUGUGAAAAACUUGAAUGUGUUGUUUCUCAUUCCGUGCUUGUUGAACUUAUUGGAAUGACACCACAAGAAGCGAUGGAGAUUCGAGCUAGUAAAGAUAAGGAUCGUCGACGAGAAGGUACGCUUCGGUUGAAGUCGGUCCAAGAGUCGAUGGAGCGAUUGGAUGUGGUAUGGGAUAUGGAGUUAUAUUCAUCGGUAACGUCAACUCCGGUCAUUCGCAAAAUGCAAACACUAGCUCAAAAACUUGACCUUAUAAAAUGA